AUGUAUCCGAGCCUUCCACCUUUUAUCCUCUUUUCGACCGACAUAUUUCACCCAUUAAUAACUCCCCUGACGACAUAUAUGUACACAACAGAGGUUCAAGAUUAUGGUACUGUCAGUGCGGCUGAUCAGGAGCGACUGCCCCCGGGAGGCUUCAGUCUGAGGCAUGGGUUCCCAGAGUGGUUUGCUCGUGGAAGGCGUUCCGAGUCUUCUGGAAGAAAGGUCAGCGGCGAAGGGAAUGUUAGUUCAGGGACUAAUCAAACGAGUGCGCCGACGGAGGGAAGCGUCACAUCACCGGAGCCAUCCAACGCAAGCUCCCCGGGCUACAGGCAGAACCAGCGACCUAACAUAUCUAUAUACAGUGUGCUCAAGUAUAUUAGAAGUACUUUUGAUACGUCAGAAGUACUUGACACGGUUCCUUUAGCUGCUGCGGGAAAUCCUGGAGCCUGGCACGCGUGGCGAACUCAUCGACGAAAACAGGGCAAGCUCUCGGACCAGGCGUCAAGCAGUAGUGAGAAUGUCGAUGCGGACGGGACUAAAGCCGGCUCUCCUGGGAAAACAGAAAAGCCUGUUCAAUCUCCUACCACCGCCACACGACGACCUGGGGAGUGGAAUUGGGAUGGCGUGUGGGAAGAUAGAGUCAAGAAGGGCAUCGCUGCAAGCCUUUCUGAGCCUGUGUUGUACGGAGGAUCAGGCGUGCCGGACGAGAUGAUUCGCUUCCUCGCAAUGGAGGAGGCUGAUGUGGAGUCUGUAAAAGAAAACCUUCGUCGUACACUCGGCAGCGCUGCUUGA
Messenger RNA from Pochonia chlamydosporia 170, 789 nucleotides. RefSeq names its product ubiquitin-conjugating enzyme, E2. The record is from RefSeq and is a predicted model, not a curated record. Lineage: Eukaryota; Fungi; Ascomycota; Sordariomycetes; Hypocreales; Clavicipitaceae. The coding region runs from base 1 to 789 and encodes 262 amino acids. The transcript is spliced from 2 exons.